UUUUUUUUUUUUUUUUUUUUUUUUUUAGGAAACAAAAUAUCCUAACCUUGCAUCAUAUCAAUAUGAAGUUAUGAACAGCUUAAAAAUUAGAAAAUCUGUAAAAGUCAAUUCACCACACAAUCGAUUGUCAUCAAUGGGGAUAUCACCAUCGAAGAAAGUAAGCCACCAUUUUCGCUCCUCCCCAGAAUUCACCUCUUCCUGCAACACCAUCUUCUCCGAUCUCCAAACCCUAACUCACCACACUUUUCCGGCCAAAAUCUUCGCUUACCAACUUUCCGACGCCACUCUCCGUCUCCACAAUUCUCAAUCCUCCCCUCUGAUUGCCACGUGGUGUCCUUCCCCUCCUUCACGCGCGCAAAUCGACAGCGCGUACCGUUCAAUUCGCCAUAGUUCUCCGCCGGAGGAAACCCUAGAUUCCGACGAGUUUAGAGAGUUUGCUGUUGUUGUGUUUACUGAUGCUGUUGUUUCGAAUGCUUCGAAGGCGGCAGCGAGUAAGGUUUGUGUUGGAGUUGUUGGGAUUGCUGGGGUUGGUAUGGUUGGGAGAGUUGGUGGUGGUUUGGUUGGUUCUGUGAUUGGGGUUUACGCGCUUGGGAUUGUUACUUCGGCUUAUCUUGGAUUGGGUUAGACCGGUCGAUUAGUUUAAGGGUGUGUUGUUUUUACCUUUUUAAAUUAAAUGGUAAACUAUGAUUUGUUAAA
Chenopodium quinoa (quinoa) is the source of this 696-nucleotide messenger RNA. RefSeq lists its product as uncharacterized. NCBI's taxonomy places the organism in Eukaryota, Viridiplantae, Streptophyta, Magnoliopsida, Caryophyllales, Amaranthaceae. The record is from RefSeq and is a predicted model, not a curated record. Bases 71 to 625 code for a protein of 184 amino acids. The transcript has a single exon.